AUGUCAUAUCAAAACCCAGCGACCUUCUCACCAUACACUCCACCUCCUGAUGAACAAAAAUCGAAUCGCAAUUCCGUUCGAUAUGCACCGAUUCCUAGUAGUAGUACAACUGCAUCAACCUCUGCUUCUGCUUCUGCAAAUCCCUUUGCCGGAGUUUAUCGACAAACCGAACAAUUACCUGAUGGUCAAAUAAAGAUCAAUAAAUAUGAGACGGGCUUGCCAAUAAGAGUUGAUAUUGAAGCGGCUUUGGCUUAUGCUCUGGGCUGUGUAACUGGUGUCAUGUUAUUGAUUAUGGAACAAAAGAACGAUUAUGUUCGAUUUCACGCGUGGCAGUUGGAUCUUUGUGAUCUUGGAGAUCGGUUUAAUUAUUUUUCUUUGGUUGCCUACGUGGAUGGAAUUACUUUGGAACGAUUUGAAAUGCCGAUUUUUGGUACUUUAGCCAGUACUUGGGUGGAUAGCGAAUAA
Funneliformis mosseae is the source of this 465-nucleotide messenger RNA. Lineage: Eukaryota; Fungi; Glomeromycota; Glomeromycetes; Glomerales; Glomeraceae. The record is from the annotation of a GenBank genome assembly.